This is a messenger RNA of Parathielavia appendiculata, 4780 nucleotides long. Its product is annotated as DHS-like NAD/FAD-binding domain-containing protein. The transcript is spliced from 2 exons. Bases 387 to 4382 code for a protein of 1331 amino acids. Lineage: Eukaryota; Fungi; Ascomycota; Sordariomycetes; Sordariales; Chaetomiaceae. Gene Ontology annotation, biological process: regulation of DNA repair; replication-born double-strand break repair via sister chromatid exchange; pericentric heterochromatin formation. Gene Ontology annotation, molecular function: NAD+ binding; histone deacetylase activity, NAD-dependent. Gene Ontology annotation, cellular component: mating-type region heterochromatin; nucleus. The record is from RefSeq and is a predicted model, not a curated record.
CAGCAACUGAAAACGACGCCCUCGCUCGCCUGCUCCGCGCCCAAUAAUCCUCUGGUUCUUUCAGGAUUUUGUUUGCAGACUUCUUGUUGCACAGGCAAUUACGGAUACCUGACCUUCCCCACAACGAAGUACCCCGGGAUUUCAUCGUCUGAUUUCGGACGCGUCAAAAACAAGCCCGUCUCGGCUGACAACAGCUUCGGGCGUGAACGCGGCCAUCGACCGAGAAUUCGAUUGACGCGCGAAACACCGAGAAACCCACGUGCAAUAUAUCGCCUAUUCAUCAACAAUGUCUCAGUGAGCCGGUGCCGCCUGCUCUGGCUUACGGGCCCCGACUGUCCUGUUGAAUCGCUCGUUUCGAUGCUCCGCCAAUUGUCCGCCAUCUCGCGAUGCCUACGACCCACGUUGCGCCGGACAGCGGCUCGUUACUACAAGACAUCGCGAAUACCCUUUGGAAAUCGCGGAAGGUUGUCGUCAUCACCGGUGCCGGCAUCAGCACCAACUCGGGCAUUCCGGACUUCCGGUCGGAAAAUGGUCUCUACUCUUUGAUCCAGGCGCAGUUUGAAGCGGCUCAGCAGAUUGCCGCUGGCGGUGGUAAUGUCCAUGUUUGCGACGCGUCAGUCGAGCAGAGGCCAGCGAAACGGCAACGCCGAGCGCAUGACGACUCCGACCGCAGAAUCGAAACCCACGAGAUACCGUUUCCGGGGUUACGCAAUGCGGCGCCAAAGACACUGGACGCCGACAGGGAUCAGGAAAGCCGUAAGAAGGAGGAGCCAUGCGACAGGGAACCAAAUGGCGCUCUCCCUUCACCGUCUUCCGAGUCGGGCCCAAUCCAUGACGGCACGCAGUCGGCGCACGGAAUGACCCCGAUGGAACACAAGCAAGACGCGACCGUCAUUGCGCACUCCACACUAGGGUCUCUAGAACGCCUUGCGAACACGGUGCUCGGCCCUCGCAAGAUUCAAGCCGAUUAUACCAAACCGGACCCGCCUGCUGUGGAAGCAACAGCUCCCUUUGCUUCCUCUCCCCCUACUCUCACCCUCGGCACCCCACGGUCGCUGUCUAAAGCCCACCUCUUUAAUUCGCCUCCAGAAAGCUCGUCGCCCCUCUCGUCUCCGCCCCAUAUUAUAUUUGAUCCCUACUCCGAAUCAGCAGACUGCUCCUCCAGCCAAGACACUGAAUCGUCGUGCUCUCAGAGUGAGGGGUCGUCCUCGGCGUCUACGCCGGUAUUGUCCUCACAAACUUCGUUCGCUUCCUCCCGGGCGACUCUCCCGAUCAUGAAGGGCCGCGACCUGUUUGAUGCCCAGAUCUGGUCCUGCCCGAUCAAGACAUCAGUCUUCUACACGUUUGUAUCAACGCUCCGCGACAAGGUACGAAGUGCGGAGCCAACAGAGAGCCAUCGCUUCCUUAGCGUCCUUCGCGACAGCAGGAAGCUGGUCAGAUGCUAUACACAAAACAUCGACCAGUUGGAAGAACGGGUCGGCCUUAGCACCUCGCUGUCCUUGGGAGUGGGUAGCAGGUACCGCUUCUCUGCAAGGGCCGGACGGAACUCGGGCGCAGCAAAAGGCUUGAGGAGCGCUGAUGCCGCGUCGGAGGCCAAUCAGGGUGCGUCUCCGCAGGAGGAGGAGCAAAGGGGCGUGUCUCGUCCUCAGGAAAAGCCACUGAAUGUUGUGAUGGAUGGUCUCGCGAGUGGCGAACACAAGCUCCCACCUCUCCGGCCGUCACAAACAAGGCCCGACACCAGGCCCACCACGGGCGAUGCUCCAUCUUCAACACCAUCCGCCACCGCGGCAACGUCUGCGCCGGCAGCUCCGAAUCGCGGGGUUGAAUGCGUGUUCUUGCACGGUUCCCUGGCUGAGCUGCGCUGCUUCGUGUGCGCCCGCACCGCCUCAUGGGAAGAGGAUACCCGCCUCGCAGACACCCUCGCCGGACAACAACCCACCUGCCCGCACUGCGCCGGGGCGACGGCUGCUCGCGAGGAACGAGGCAAGCGGGCACUCGGAGUCGGCAAGCUCCGUCCCGACAUUGUGCUGUACGGCGAAGAGCACCCCCAAGCCCACCUCAUCAGCCCCCUCAUACAGCACGACCUCUCUCUGGGGCCUGACAUGCUGCUCAUUCUGGGCACGAGCAUGCGCGUCCAUGGACUCAAGGUGCUCGUCAAAGAGUUCGCCAAGGCUGUUCACGACCGCGGCGGGAGAGUCGUGUUUGUGAACUUCACGAAGCCGCCAGAAAGUGUAUGGGCCGACAUCAUCGACUACUGGGUCGAAUGGGACUGUGACGCUUGGGUUAGUGACCUCCAGCAGCGGAAGCCCGCCCUGUGGCUCCCACCUGGCGCCGUGCUCCCCGAGGUUGAGAAGCCGAAGACGUCCAAACUGCCACGGAGGCAGAGCGGCGCUGAACCCGGCAAGCGCAAGGAGGGCGCUGACAAGAGCUCCAAGAAACUCAAGGAGGCUGACAGACCUGCCGGCUUUUCCAAGGCAGAGGACAUUGCGGGGAUCGUCAAAAACGGGCAAGCAGGAGCCCGGCAAUGCCAGCAGCCACAAGAGAUGCCGCGUCUGCCGUCACAGCCAACCCCGCCGAAAGCUGUGCCCAGGAAGCCGCCAAAGGUUCCCAAGGAACUGAAACUCAACCCCGAUGCCAAGCGCCCUGCCUCCAUUCGGGAUCAUAAACUCAACGGGGCAUAUCUGGUGUGGAAAAUCAUGAAGGACCUGCGGCGGAUUACCGGGGAAAGCCCGACCCGUUCUACCGAUCCCAGUUCUGAUUCAACGCCAGCUAGACCGAAGGCCAGAAAGCCUCGGAGGUCGGCUCCCGCGGCGCUGGGGUUCCCAGGCAUGCCAGUCGCUUCAAGCGACGCUGCGGAGGAGAACCGGACUCCGAUCCGCCCAACAGAGCCAGCAGCCCUGGCAUCAUUUUCACUGCUGAACACUGGGGCAGCGAACAGGGGCGAUGAGGUUCCCUUCCGCAGCGACAGCUCCAUUUCCACAGCGGUCAAGACUCGAAAGCGGAAGCAAGCGGUCACCUGGCGCAUGAUUGGCGGCGUCGAGACGCGCGUCUCGCUCGACACCGGAGGCGAACCAGAGACACCCUCCCUACCUCACGCCACAGCCUUCCUCCACCCAUUACCGGUGCCCGAAUCCCGCCGGCUACCCCCUCCCACCCCAACCACACCCCAACUUCCGCAUCAGCAACCUCUAACUAGUGUUCCCCGUCCGCAAGCUGCCUUGCCAAACCAUGUCUUUCAUCCACAGUCCACCGCCCCAAACCCGAAAGCAUCUGUAAUUGACCAGGCCAUUGACACAGGCUUCCGUGAAACAGACCGCCUCAUAGCGCAGUUCCAAGAAGAAACCCGCCUGUCCCGGCCCGCGACACCAUCGUCGUCAUCAUCACAGACGCAACCGCAGACGCAGCUGCGUCUCCCGUCCCUAAGUGUCCUGCUCAAACGAGCCCAAGACCACUACCGCCAGCCGGAUAUGCAGCUCAGAUCGCACCUGCAGCAGCUGUACCCAGGCCGGCAGCCGCCGCCGCACGGGCAGCCGAGAUUGAAAUUGACCCCGCUGGAGCCGAGGGUGGAGUCGCCUGGUCCCAGGAAGGUUCGGAUCUCGUCUGACGUGGGCAGUCCUGUCGUCGGCGGGACCAGGACCGCUGACGCCGGGCAUAGUAGCUCUGGCUACGGGCAGCACGAUGCAUUUUUCUUCGCGGAUCCGCUGGUUGGGUGGCUUGGGUCUCCGCCUGUUUGGGCUGGUCAGAAGCGGCAGUGUCAGCAGCAGCAUUAUCGUCUUUUUGACCAGCGUCUGCAGCGUCAGCAACAGCAACGACAACAACAACAGGUUGAGGAGGCGGCUAAAAUCAUUGAGAGUGCGGCUGCGGUCGGUGCGGGUGCGUGGGAACCUGAAGGGACGGCGGAACGGGCGGGUAUGAUGGGCACAGAGCUAGGGACGAGGGCGGUAAUCGGGGGUUCUGAUUCCUCGCUGCCGCGGCAGCAACGAUAUCACCAGGCUCUGCACCAGCAGCAGAUACAGAGUCGGCAGCAGCAGCAACAUGGUCAUGAUGGAUAUACGAGGGAGCGGCCGGGCCGGGAGAUGGAGGAACAAGGUUCCAUUCAAGGGUUGUUGGGGAUGGAGCAGACACUGGAGUAUCAAUAUGGGACGAUUGCCUCGGGUUGGGAAGACGCUCAUCAUGGUGAGGACUUGGUAUUGGAGCUCGAGAUAGGUGAUCUUUCUCGGGUUAGCGAGGAGGACAAAGAAAUAUGGCGGAUAGAACAUCCUCCGGGAGAUGUUGAUGCCAGCGAAGAAAGGGGGAGUGGGUCUUGGUGUCCGGAGGAGCAGCUCAGGAAGGAGCAGGAGGCAGCCAUGAUGCUGUCCUCUUUGCGCGGGAGCGCGGGGUGAGGAUUGCUAAGGUAGUGCUGUCAAGGGAUUUAUGACGAGAGACAUUAUGUACUGAGGCAUAGUCUUCGUGUGGUUGGCUUCCGUUCGUUGAGAGGGGUUCGGGCGUUAGGUUGGGGUGUUUUGGUUGUUCGCGGCUUGGACUGUGCUUUUGUGGUAUGCAUUGAUAGGACUGUUCUUAUUGAUAGAGAGUGGUAUGCGGUGAUCUCACUGGGGUACAUUCGAUGCUGGUUGGAACCGAGUAGUAGCCGCGAGAUCAUUCCGGCACGUGGAAUUGGAGGCUUAUUCAGGGAUCAAGCGAUGCCAAUUCAGUCUCGCGAUCCAGCGGUAUCAUUUAAGUCUUGCGCUGAAGGUAGUGAUGGAUGACAGACACAGAUGUUCCUGCAACGGAUGCGCUGCGG